AUGAGGGAUUGGGACCACUUCCAGUGGGCAAAGACCUCAGACGAGGUUCCUUCCGAGCUUCCGAAGCUAGCAGGUGUCAAGCAUGGAGUGUGGCGAGGGGAACUGUUCAGAGCCAUUCUGUCGGGAUACUGCAUACAAUGUGAUCGCAACAAGCUUGACGAACCCUUGAAAAUCUUCUUCGAAACCGUUGAGUGGCAAGCCCGAAUGGCGGCAGAAAUGAACCUCAAGCUGGGAUCUGCAGCCACCGACCGAGUCCUCACACCCGAAACGACCCGUGCUAUCAAGUACCUGGAGGGUCUAGGCGUGGAGGAGACAGCUCACACGGAGCCUAAGGCGAGACGAGCCAUCCAGCGAUUCGUGGCGAGACUGAACACCGUGGCCGCCGCACAAGGCGAUCAAGAACUCGCCUUGUGGGCUGCUCAAAAGUAUGAAGCUAUGUUCCGAUGCAAGAUCAAGGUCUAA
Molecule: messenger RNA, 462 nt
Organism: Fulvia fulva
Lineage: Eukaryota; Fungi; Ascomycota; Dothideomycetes; Mycosphaerellales; Mycosphaerellaceae
Exons: 2
Coding region: 1-462 (153 amino acids)
Source: RefSeq, a predicted model, not a curated record